Messenger RNA from Engraulis encrasicolus (European anchovy), 7616 nucleotides. RefSeq names its product thyroid hormone receptor interactor 11 (gene trip11). The coding region runs from base 544 to 6657 and encodes 2037 amino acids. Gene Ontology annotation, molecular function: small GTPase binding. Gene Ontology annotation, cellular component: Golgi apparatus. NCBI's taxonomy places the organism in Eukaryota, Metazoa, Chordata, Actinopteri, Clupeiformes, Engraulidae. The transcript has 29 exons. The record is from RefSeq and is a predicted model, not a curated record. Gene Ontology annotation, biological process: endoplasmic reticulum to Golgi vesicle-mediated transport; Golgi organization.
CCACGUACGCUCUGACGUACACGUCGCAGCUGUGAUGGCUCGGUGGUCGAGGUGGCAGUUGUCGACGUGCAGCCCAACCUAAAUAAAGUUUAAUUUCUAAAGAAGAGGACAUCGAAAUGGCGUGACAUCCAACGGUUACUUUACAGUUGAUCAAUUACAUUAGUCUAUUUCGGAGUUAUGGGUCUGCGUACUGUGUGGCAACGAAUUUGCUGAGGUAACCUCAAAGCUGGAAUAUUAUACGGAGCAAAAUAUUAAGCUAGCCACUCUACUAGCAAGUCAAGUAACCACCGGUGCCUUCAAGGAUUUCUUGAUGUGAAAACUGAGCCCAAAAUAGCUGCCCUGUGUCGAACCGGGGGUACAGUUGCCUGCGUCUUGCAAGACAUGUACAGAUGAUAACAAGCCAUUUUUCUGUGGCAAGGAAAUAAGAAGCCCGACGACGGGGCAAUCACCAAGUUAGCAGAAAGUAGCAGGCUAAGCUGGUUAGCCAUAUCUACUACUUCGCACACAUCCUCUGUCUGUCAUUGUUUUGACUGAGGAGCGACCAUGUCUUCCUGGCUUGGUGGAUUGGGCUCGGGGCUUGGCCAGUCCCUCGGGCAGGUUGGAGGAAGCCUUUCGUCAAUUACCGGACAAAUAUCCAAUUUUACCAAAGACAUCCUGUUGGAAGGUGCGGAAGAAGUUGGAGAUGCAGCCACAGAAUUGCAAGUGUCCAAAGCAAAUAUGGAAGAACUGGAAGCUGCCCUUGCCACACAGAAAUAUGAGUAUGAGCGUCUUCGAAAGAUCCACGCAGAACUGGAGGAGAAGUUUGAAGCGUCUGAGAUACAGAACAAGCAGCUGUCCUCAGAAUACAGGAGCAUCCUGCAACAAAAAGAGGUUGAGAUCAGCCACCUUAAGGCCCGGCAGGGUGCCCUGCAGGAGGAGGUGCAGAAGAUGCAGCACUCGGCCCCCACCUCCUCCUCUUGCCUCUCCUCCGCGGAGCCCGCCCUGCUCGCAGUCACCACCUCUGCCGCGGGCAUCACCACCACCGCCUCCUCUUCCUCCUCAUCCUCCUCGCCCUUCAUGUCUCAACAUCAUCACCACCAUGGCACCCAUCACCAGGGCUUCCACGGCGGAGAUGAGAUGGACCUGAGUGACGUGCUCUGGUCCCAGCAGGAGAUCAACCGGCUGUCCAAUGAGCUGCAUCGGCUGGAGGCAGAGACCGCCCACUGGAGGCGAUUGGCUCAGGCCUCCAAAACAUCUGGAGGAGAAAUCGGUGAUCAGGGAGAAAUCCUGAAACUCCAGAGAACCAUUAAGGAGCUGAGGGAGUCAUUGGGCCACGAGGGGGAGCAGCAUCAGCACGAGCUGGCGGCUCUGCAGAACGUUCAGCGGCAGAAGCUGGCCGAGGUGACGCGGCGCCACCGCCAGGAGCUGGCCGAGUAUGAAGAGCGCAUCGAGGAGCUGGAGGAACAGCUGCAGAACAGCAGCCUGAGCCCAGAGUCCCAGAGCCCCCCAGCGUCCCCCAGCCAGGCCCAGGCCCCUGGCCAGCAGCAGCAGCAGCAGCAGCAGGAUGCAGCCAGGCUGCGGGAGCUGACGGCCAGCCUGGAGGAGGCGGGGCGGCAGCGGGCGGCCCUGGAACAGGAGCGGGAGGAGGCGCGGGCGGAGAACGCGGAGCUGAUGCAGAACUACAGCCGUCUGCAGAGCUGCGUGGCGGAGCUGCAGGCCCGCGUCCAGGAGCAGGAGGGCAAGGCCAUGUUCAAGGCCCAGCAGGACGCAGAGAUACAGACGCUCAAGAAGACACUCAGCGGGGCAGAGAAAGAGAUCAGCAGGUUAAAAGGUCUCCUUGAGAGUGAGCCCAAGGCUGAAGUGGAACAUGCAGACAUCUUAGAACUCAACACUAUAAUUGGAACACUGAAAGCGGAGAAGGAGGAACUGGAGAAGGAAAAGCAUGAGCUGGCAUCGCGGCUGGAGGCUACAGAGGAGAAGGCAGCGGAGGCUGUGGUGGCAGCUACAGCAGUAGAUGGUGAGCCUGGAAGAGGAGUGGAGCAGCAGGGUGGGGUGGAGGAGGAGCUGAGGGCCCAGCUGCAGAAGAAGGAGCAGGCUCUGACUCAGGCCCAGCUGGAUCAGGACACACUCACUGCAGAGCUGGAGGAACUGGACCGGCAGAACCAGGAGGCCACACAGCAUUUGAUCACCCUGAAGGACCAGCUCUCCCGCCAAAGACUGGAAGCCGACGACGACCUGAGCAGCCUGCAGUCGGAGCUGGACGCCAGCCGCGACCAGAAGGGGGCGCUGCAGCAGGAGCUGGAGGCCAUGAAGGAGAAGCUCAGCCAAAGUGCCUUCACCCUCAACGACCUUCACAUGGGCAAGCAGCAGCUGGAGACCACGGUGAAGGAGCUGAGGGACAAGCUGAGCAAGUCGGCCGAGCAGGCCAAAGAGGUGCGCCAGGAGGCCAAGGAGCUGCGGGACACGCUGAAGGAACGCGAGGGCGAGCUGGAGAGCCUCCAGCAGCAUCUGGGCGAAGCCGGGGAGAGGGAGAGCGAGUCGGAGGGCCACAGGAAGGAGCUGGAGAGGAAGCAGACGGAGCUGGAGGAAGUGAGGAAGGAGCUGUCGGAGACGAGGAGCUCGCAGGAGCAGGUGCAGUCCGAACACUACGAGAUGAAGAUGGAGAACCGGCGGCUGAAGGAGGACGGAGCCAAGAUGCAGAGCAGAGUGGAGGAGCUCAGCAAGCAGGUGGUGGGUGAUCAGGCGUCCCUGAGCAGGACGGUGCUGGAGAAGGACACCCGUAUCGAGGCCCUGAAGCUGGAGAAGAGCCAGCUGGAGGGGGAGCUGUCCCAGGCCGAGAAGCGCCUGGCCGACCAGACCAAGCAGUACCAGCAGACCAUCGAGGAGCUGAGCCGGGCACGCUCCAUGGACGCCUCGGCCCUGCAGACCGAACACGAGAGAGCGGUGAGGCUGAACCAGGAGAAGGACCUGGAGAUCGGGCAGCUGAGGAGGGACCUGGAGCAGCUGGCCUCGGACCACAAGGACACCAACGAGAUGCUCUCCAUCACCGUGGCCGGCCAGAAGCAGCUCACCGAGCUCCUGCAGGAGAAGGACGCCUUCGCAGAGACGCUCAAGGCCAAGACGGCCGAGGCCCAGAAGCAGACAGAGGACAUGGAGGCCGCGGUGGCCAACACCAAUCUGGAGUCCGAGACGUUGAAGCGCUCCAUGGAGGACAAGGACAAGCAGCUGGGGACCAUGAAGGAGGAGAACAGCCACCUGAAGGAGGAGAUCGACCGGCUUCGGGACCAGCAGAGCCGGCCACAGCCCAUGUCAGAGCCGCGCACGCUGGACAUCAUCACGGAGCUGGAGACCGAGGUCACGCAGCUGAAGGCGGCCCGCGACCGACUGGAGGAGGAGACCAGGGCUCUCCGGGCCACCGCCGACGAGCAGCGGCAGCAGUCCCAGCAUGCCUUGCAGGUCCAGCAGAGCGAGCAGGAGCAGGCGCGCUCGCGGCAUGAGCAGAGCACGCUGAACUACGAGCGGCUCAUCGCGGCCAAGGACGAGGAGAUCGCCCGUCUGCAGGAGGCCGCGCAGACAGAGUCCCAGACGCCGCCGAGUACGGAGAUCCUACAGCAGCAGGAGGAGGAGGACGACGACAAGAACCAGUCACUAGGGCGUCAAGAGAACGGCAACGAGAAGCACGACCUCUCCAAGGUGGAGAUUGAGAAGCUGGUGAGCGGCAUCAAGGAGAAGGAGAACGAGAUCAUCCAGCUGAACGAGAGGAACCUCUCCCUCACCAAGCAGCUGGACCAGCUGGUGGUGUCCCGCGACGAGGUGGGCAAGCUCUCCCAGAUGGUCCGCCAGAAGGACCUAGAGAUCCAGGCUCUCCAUGCCCGCGUCACCAUGGGAGGAGGAGGAGGAGCUGGUGGUGUCGGAGCAGGGGGCCACAGCCAAGACGUGCUGUUCCUCCAGCAGCAGCUGCAGGCCUAUGCUGUGGAGAGGGAACAGGUGCUGUCGGUGCUGAACGAGAAGACGCGCGAGAACAGCCAGCUGCGCUCCGACUACCACCACCUGAUGGACGUGGUGGCGGGCCGCGAGCAGGCCCUCCUCAAGCUCCAGCAGGAGAACCAGCGGCUCUCCUGCCAGGCCGACCCCUCCGGCAGCCAGGAGAUGUUCCGCGAGACCAUCCAGAACCUCUCCCGCAUCAUCCGCGAGAAGGACAUUGAGAUCGACGCGCUGACCCAGAAGUGCCAGACGCUGGUGACCGUGUUGCAGGCCUCGGCGGCGGCGGACGCAGGCGGAGGGGGAGGGGGCGGAGGAUCGGGAGUUAGUAGCAACCAGUUUGAGGAGCUGCUGCAGGAGAGAGACACGCUGAAGCAGCAGGUCAAGAAGAUGGAGGAGUGGAAGCAGCAGGUGAUCACCACGGUGCGGAACAUGCAGCACGAGUCGGCGGCGCUGCACGAGGAGCUGCUGACGCUGCAGGGCCAGGUGAGCACGGACAGUGCCAGCAGCACGCGCCUCUCCAGCGACUACGCCCGCCUCAUCCACAGCUACGAGCAGAAGGAGAAGCGCCUGGACUCCCUGGGCCACCAGCUGGUGCAGGUGCAGCAGAGCAUCAGCCAGCUCAGCAGCACCAAGGACGUGUUGCUAGGGAAGUUGGACAGUGUAGCGCAGAGCCCUGAAGGUGUGAUCACGUCCUCAUCAACAACAACAACAACAAUGGCUUCCCCUCCUCCAGCAGUUGUAGUGGAGUCGACUCAACGAAGCGCUUCAGCAGUAGCGGUGACGGAUGAAACGGUGAGGCAGGAACUGGAGUCGUUACGGCAGCAGUUGGCGGAGCGCGACCUGGCCGUGCGUACGCUACAAGAGAACAACGGGCGUCUGUCGAACGCGGCGGCGGCAUCUGAGGGCGAGCAGCGGGGCAGGGCGGAGGAGACGCGGCUGUUGCGCGAGCGUCUGGACGCAGUGCAGCGAUCGCUCCGGGAGAAGGACCUGCUCAUCCAGUCCAAAGGGGAGCAGCUGAGCCAGGCGGUGGACACGCUCCGGAACCGGGAGAGCGACAACGAGCUGCUGCGACAGGCCGUCACCAACCUGAAGGAGCGGGCGCUCAUCCUGGAGAUGGACGCCCGCAAGCUGCGGGAGGAGAAUGAUCAGGUGGCGUCUCGCUCCCGGGAGAAGGAGUCUGAGUUCCGGGCGCUGCAGGAGACCAACAUGCAGGUGUCACUGCUGCUGAGGGAGAGGGAGUUCCAGUGCAACGCGGCCACCGAGAAGGCCACCGCCAUGGAGAAGAUGCUCAAGGACCGAGAACAGGGUAAGUCGGGUGAGCUGAACCAGUUGCUGAACGAGGUGAGGUCGAUGCAGGAGAAGGCCAUCCUGUUCCAGCAGGAGAGGGACCAGGUGAUGCUGGCCCUCAAGCAGAAGCAGAUGGAGACCACGGCCGUCCACAGCGAGAUGCAGCACCUGCGUGACAAGGAGGCGCGUCAGCAGCAGGAGCUGGAGCGUCUGCGUAACCACCUGCUGGAGAUGGAGGAGUCGUACACGCGCGAGGUGGUGGCCGCCGAGGACCGCGAGGCAGAGCUGCGACGCCGGGUGGCCCUGCUGGACGAGCGGCUGGCCACCUCCUCCAACGCCGCGGAGAACGUCAGUCAGCAGGCUACUCUGCAGGUGGAGUCUCUGCAGGAGCAGCUGAACGGGGUGAUUAAGCAGAGAGACGAGGCCCUGCUUCAGCUGCGCACCGCCCAGGAGCAGGUCAACCAGUACGCCAUGUCCCUCGCCAACCUGCAGAUGGUGCUAGAGCAGUUCCAGCAAGAGGAGAAGGCCAUGUACUCAGCAGAGCUGGACAAGCACAAGAAGGAGAAGGACGAGUGGAGGAGGAAAGCAGAGCGCCUAGCAGACGAGGCCGCAGCUCUGAAGCUGAACCUUGACGAGGCCAACGCUGCGCUGGACUCCGCCUCCAGACUGACUGACCAGUUGGACCUGAAGGAAGAGCAGAUUGAGGAACUCCAAAAACAAGUUGGUCUGAGGCAAGAGAUGCUUGAAGAUUCCCAAAACAAGCUAAUGAACUUGCUCAACAGCAGUGAGGGCAAAGUGGAUAAGCUCCUCAUCCGGAACCUCUUCCUUGGCUACUUCCACACACCGCGGAACAAGCGCGCAGAGGUGCUGAGGCUCAUGGGUAGUGUUCUCGGAGUGGACCGGGAGGAAGUGGACAAUAUGCUGGAGGAUGAGGGCAGGCGGGGGGUGACUGGUUGGAUGUCCAGCUGGCUGGGUGGCCGCGCUGUGCAGAGCAUCCCCAACACGCCACAGAGACCCGGGCAGGCCACUCACUUCAACUCGUCGUUCUCUGAGAUGUUUGUGAAGUUCCUGGAAGUGGAGUCCACACCAGCGCUUCCAGCACCAAAGCUGCCUAUGUACGACAUCAAGCCCCUGAGCGCUCCCCCUCCAGGCCGGAUGUCCGCCUCCGCUCCAGCAACAGCAGCAGCACCCUCAGGUGGGGCAGGAGGAGGAGUCAGCAAGCGCCUGUCGGAAUCAAACCCCUUCCUGGCGUCCCGCUCCGCUGCGGUGCCCUUGUUGAAUCCCGGGGGUGGGGGCGGGCACCUGCUCAUGAAGCCCAUCUCCGACUCCCUACCCACGUUCACACCCGUGCCCGUCUCGGCCGAAGCCAGUGGGGGGGCCGUGCUCAAAGACCUGCUCAAGCAGUGAGUGCUGUCCAGUGGAGUCACAUGACGGCGCCCUGCCUGCAGUGCCCAUCAAAAAGCACUUUACCCAAUCAGACGACAAGCUUUUCAUCGAGACACUAUGCAGAUUGAACUACAACGCCGGGACAACUAAGUUUGUGGCUGAGCUGUGACGCUGGAAAAGGGUUCCUGAAGUCAAAUCAAUUCCACAGAUGUAAACAUCAGCGCCCAUGAGAGCCCACGGGGGUUUGGGGUCCAUCCAGCCUGUAGUCUUCCCCCUAAUGUGAGACCUGAAGGAGACUGGCCAUCAGAGGACUGGACAGUGCCAAGCUAGGCAGAGGGUAUCUGGUUUGCCAUGAUGCUUUCUAGGGUUUACAAUAACAGAAAAACGGUCUGGGGCUAUUUGAAGCAUGGAAUAUACUGCAACGUAUAAUCAGGAGAAUUCUUGUUUUUUCUUUGUUUGUUUUUUUCCCCAUUAUUAUUUAGUUAUUCUUCAUCAUGAAAUGUAUCUGGUGAGGGAUCCCACUGAAGUCGUCUGGCAAACCACAGAAAGCUUAAAGAUGACUGAUUGUUGCUGUUAAACUCAUCAAAUUUCCCCCCUUAUGCUUUAUUUUCUGUUUGUUUCUCUUCCUGACUUACAGUUGCCAGAAUGUGACAAAGUGUCAUCCGCUACCCUUGAGGGCUAAAAUAAAAUGUGGCAAAGGGACACCAGGCAUCUGUUGUGUAUUCACAAUGCGGUAUAUACAGUAUGUAUUGUAAACCUGUAAAUGGUGGAUAUUUUACAUCCUCUGGCACUGGGUUCGAAGUGCUCAAAUCACACUUUUUUGUCAUCAGAUUAAAUGAACCCUUGGGUUUGUGAAAAUUAAAACAAAGUACUUUUACAAAGUCUGCUCGCUGCACAAGGAGAACGAAUGACGUUUACAGGAUAAAGGUUAAACGUUUUUGUUCACUAAACAAAGGUAAUAAAGAAGGACUCUUACUGGA